This is a messenger RNA of Ectocarpus sp. CCAP 1310/34, 1514 nucleotides long. Lineage: Eukaryota; Phaeophyceae; Ectocarpales; Ectocarpaceae. The record is from the annotation of a GenBank genome assembly.
UCGCGGGGACAUUUGAUAGGGCUUUUAGAGAACAACUGGCGCAAGCGUGGUAAACGGACCACGAAAAGGAGACUUCAAAGAUAUUCCUCUAGAGGGAACACGACGCCUUCAAACCAAAGCCCUACGUUGCACGGAGCCUCCUUUCAUCGGUGGGCAAGGUGCUUCUUCGAGUUGGGCCCUGGUAGCGCAUUCUGGCCAAGCGCCGAUCGACCCGGCGCAACUUCGCUGUUGAACCUGCUGGGCUGCAGCGAGCACCUGCCGCACAUCGUCACAUCGCGCCGAUAUCCUCUUCCGCUUCCACUCCUCCCGUCCAACGCCACACUACGAUAGCCCAUGGCAGCCAACGCAUACCCUGGCACUCCCGUCGUCGAGGAGUUCAAGGGUGGAGACAGCCAUGCCAUCCUUGUCCAGGUCAAGGCGGCAUACGAGCAUGAUGUCGCACGCGUCCAAGAUUUUGUCUUCGAUGAUGCCGUUGCUGUCGGAACGGCGUCAUGUAGUCAUGACGACCGCCAGGAACCUUAGCAACAGGAUUGACGCGCGAUCAGCGCGCCCAAGCCGCCAAGUAGCACCCCGGAGUCUGUGGAGUCUACCAUGCGGCGGCGAUCGCUGGCGUCAGCUACGCGGAUGUGGCCGCUACUGCAAAGAGGCGUGGUGUUGGCGUCACGUUCAAUGUCUUCCGCAAUCAGUGUCGCUUCGAUGCAGCAAAGAAGCUUGGUGCGGCUGGGAUGGGCGUCCAACUCGCUCGCAAGGAGUGCUUUACACAAGCAUGCAGGGCUGUUUAUCCCGGGAAUGGUACGCCGGAGCCAUGGGUGGAAACAGCAUUCAGCUCUGAAAAUGCGUAGUGGUCGAUACUUUCAGGCGCGAAAGGGGUGGUGCCUAACGUGCAUAAAAAAAGAAUGUGUAGCAGAAUAAGUGUGUGCAGUUGGAUUAGAGAUGCACCGGAUAGGCAUGCCUCGCUUUUUGUCCCGCGCAGCUGGGAGUGGGGAGUGGGGGUGUCUACUCUCCUGGCGUUGCAUAAGAUUUUGGGAGAGGGCAAUGUUCUAGAGAGAGCAACUGGUGCAGCCGUGGUUCUUAUCCGUGAGCAAACGCCCUAAACGUGGUAUGUAUGAUGGCAUAAUUGGGUGGCGCGUUUGAAAGAAUGCUGAUAGGGUCUAGCGAAUGCAGAUGUCAACAAGAGAGAGCGGCCGAGGUUUGCUGUAGUGGACCGUUUGGUGGCCGUUAAGAGAACAGCAGGGCACAACCGAGUGCUCAACAAACGUGGUUCGAUCUUUACGCAAUAAAUAGCCCAGCAAAAAAUGUUUAAUGUAUCGUUUGUGUUAAUGAAGCCUAUGUAGACAACCUGCCUGUGCGUGCCCCAACGAAUUUGACCGAUGUAGGGGGAGCUGAAUGCCUGAGGUCGGGCCAAGAGUUUUCAGUACUAUAUGAAGCAGCUAACAGCAAGCUUCGCCCUCCCCCCGAAACACAAAUUUGUGACUGUUCGUGUUUGAUAGAACCGCGAUGGUUCUUGUCUGCGA